This is a messenger RNA of Chilo suppressalis (striped riceborer), 3590 nucleotides long. The record is from the annotation of a GenBank genome assembly. NCBI's taxonomy places the organism in Eukaryota, Metazoa, Arthropoda, Insecta, Lepidoptera, Crambidae.
CAUCCGAAUAAAAAGAAUUCCUUUUAAUUGAUGAGGUGAAUAAAAAAUCUUCUUUAUUCGCACUAUUUUUAAUAUUUCGUCGAAAUACACUGGCCAGUGCACUGAUGUCUACUGGCCAGUGUAUUUCGGAACAAUUCACCAGUAUAGCGUCGAUUCAUGAUGUCAUUAGCACUGGCCCAGUAUACUGGUAUAGGUAUAUAUUACGGAAUACACCCGAGAUCACCCCGAGAUCAUCUGAUCAUCUGACGUCUGUCAGCAACAGUCGUGAAAAUCAGCGAAAAUAGCUUUUAAAAAAUAACUUUUUUAUGUAAAUAAUUUAGAAAAAGUAUAUAAGGUGUUGUUCCGGCUAGUGUUAUAUUGUAUCCAAGGAUUCUGAUAUUUUCUCUAAAUAAAUACCAACUUCUGUUAAAUAAAAAUGGAACUGUCGUGUCGAUCUUUUCGAUAUGUGAACCGGCUUCUCUUUCAACCUCUAAAAACAUCUAGAAGGUAUAAAACUGUGAACAUACAAUUGAAGGAAGAGGUUAAUUCAGAACUCCUGAAUUCGUUUAACGAAGACAUCAAAUCUGGAGGUGCAGUCCCUGUGUUUCGGAAAGCGCUACUGUUUCCUUCGCGUGUUGCACUACAAGAUGAGGUCGGGAUCUACACCUAUGCGGGGUUACACCAGGCCGCGACUGCGCUCAGUCAGGAGAUUGCAGCGCAAUUGCUCGGUGAAACGCAGCGAACUGUCGCAUAUAUGUGCAACAACGACGCAUCGCAUGUUAUCACCCAGUGGGCCAUUUGGAUGACAGGCAAUAUAGCCAUCCCAUUGACGCCUCUGCAUCCACCGGAUAUGCUAAAGUACUUUGUUGCUGACAGUGACGCCAGUCUCAUAGUUUGCACCCAAGACUUUGAGAAAAUUUUACAACCAGUUACUAAGGAACUCUCGAAACCUUUACUGGUGACUGGCAAAGACAGGGAGAUCAUCGCUCAACUGUACCAACCAAAUACUGCUUUCAUGAAGAAACAGGAAGACUCAGAUGUUUUGACUGAUGUUGGGAAAACUAAUGAGUGGUAUGGACAAGCUGAUGCCAUGCUGAUUUAUACUAGUGGAACCACAAGUAAACCGAAAGGUGUAGUUUGGACGCACGGCAUGCUCGGAUCUCAAAUAGCUGCCUUACAAACCGCCUGGCAGUACUCCGCUUCAGAUGUAGUACUGCAUACUUUACCCUUACACCAUAUACAUGGACAGCUCAACUCGUUAAAUGCUUCACUCGCCGCUGGUGCAAGAAUCCGUAUGCUGCCGCAAUUCGCGGCGCACACAGUAUGGGCUCGUUUACUGGGCAUGGGGGAAAGAGAAGAAUGCAAAGUGACCGUGUUUCACGGAGUACCGGCUAUGUACGCGCGUCUGUACUCCGCGCACGCGGAACUAUUCCCGGCGCCGCGUACCGCUCAACACGUACGCGGUAUUCUGCAACGUAGUCUGAGAUUGAUGUGCGCUGGUUCGGCGCCGCUGCCUGAAACGCUGCUGAAGAAUUGGGAGGAGAUAUCGGGCAUCCGUCUCCUAGAGCGGUACGGCAUGUCGGAAGUGGGUAUGGCGCUGAGUAAUCCGUACCGGUCCGUUGAGGAUAGGACGGCAGGCAGUGUGGGCUCGCCGCUGCCUGGAGUGGCAGCUCGUAUCGCCGUCUCUACUGAAGAAAAUGACGACUUGGAACCUUUGGUCACUGUCGCAUGCGAUGAGCCGGAUAUGCAGAUAUCCCUAGAGAAACUUGGUCUCGUACCUAAGGGUGGUUCGGAAACCGGUUCUAACUGGAAACAACCGACUGUAACCGUCCAUAAGCAAAGCAAGGACGGCGCCUACCAAGGAGAGUUGCUGCUUAAAGGUUCCGGAGUCUUCAGCAGAUACUGGAAUCGCGCGCCAAAAUUAGACCAAUCAGAAUUCACGACUGACGGGUGGUUUCGUACGGGCGACACCGCAUUAUUCGCUGAGGGGCGCUUCAAAAUACUAGGUCGCACAUCAGUAGACAUAAUUAAAACAUCAGGAUACAAAGUGAGCGCCUUACAAGUUGAAUCGGCUAUAUUAGAACAUCCAGCAGUAUCCGACGUGGCAGUUUUAGGCGUAGAAGACGAAAACUAUGGUGAAAUAGUGUCCGUUGUAGUAGUUCUGAAGGAAAAGUGCAAUUUAACGUUGAAAGAAUUGAAGGAUGAAGCGGGUAAAAAACUGGCACCCUACCAGUUGCCCAGGAAUUUGUUGGUGGUAGAUACAAUGCCGAGAAACGCUAUGGGGAAGUUAGACAAGAAGGAAAUAAGAAGGUUGUAUGGAGAACAAUUGAAGACGGCGAAAAAGUGAUUUGUCAAUUCGUUGUCGUAAACGCAUGAUCGUCACGCGGAUUUGAUACCUGGUUGGGUCAGUAUAAUAGUACUUAAAUAAAAAAUACCUCAAUUUCCUAGCUCGAUAUUAUUUGACAUAAAUUUUUAGGCCUCAAUUCCACCACCACACCACGCGUUGUAUAUAUGGCGACUGACAGAUGAAUGAAUUCAGGCCAUUAUCUAGAACGGUUUGGGCAUUUAUGGUAAUUUAUUUCGAUGAAACCAUUUUCGAUAACCCACGUCAUCAUGCUACAUACUCUGGUAUCAAAACAAUGAAUUCGAUCUUGUUAAUUAUUUUGAUCAUGCUGGCACCUCACUUUUUUCGCGUCUUAGCUAUUUGUAAAUUAGACAAUAGUCUCUCCUUUUUAUUUAUCAUAGAGCAUGAUAAACAUAUACUGCUAACAAAUGUACAAAUAGCAAAUACGAAUAGUGAUGCAAUGUACAAAUAUGAUCAUUGCGCGAAUAAUAGUUGUACAAAUAUGAAUACAAACAUGCCCAAAAAUGGCCUUAGAAAUAGCAAUGUUUAACUGUGCAAUGGUGUGUAACACAACUUUUAACGAGUUUAAAAAACACGUGUGAUAUAUUUUUUAAAGGUACGGUAAAUUUCUAGUUUCGGUGUUGACAAUUUCGUGAUUUUUAACCUUUUACCCAUUUGAUUGUAAUUCCCUUUAUUGUUUAUGUUAAUGUGUGGUGUAUUAUGUAUACGCAUUUUGUUAAAUACUUUUGCAACCCGAUCUUAACGAUUCGCCGAGUUUUAAAAUUCCUAAAUUUAUGGAAGGUUGGAUAUAAAAGGUAAACGAAUAUAUGAAUUUAAACAAGAUGUAAUUUUAAGAAUGUGAUGUUAUACAGCUUAGGUUAGGUCAAUUAUGAAAUGACGGCUUUAACGAUAUGUCUAGGAAAUUCAUCAUCUGGCGAAUAAUACGAUCGGGCGACGACAUCUAAAUAUGGUUGUCCAAAAAGGCUAGUCCAUAUUGCAUGCAUUUAUAUAUUUAAGUACGCAAUGGUAAGGCAAUUAUUUUCGUGUAAAUGUUAUCCUAGUAACUUAUUUAACUACCAUUAAGGUUUAAAUUUCUGUGAUUUGGAACUUCAUGGUAAAAAGACAAUACAUAUACAUGCCAAUAUACUAUUUAUUUCCCUAAGACUCGCAAAUACUAUCAAUAAUGUUUUAGCAUUAGUAUUAAAUUGUAAUAAAAUAUCCCGUGCAACAAAAAACACAAUUGACCAGAUGCAAGUUAUUAUCUUCC